AUGACGUGGCUUCGUGUGCUUGUACAGCUUAGGAGCUCCUUUCCACUGAAUAAAUGUGUUAAGACAGACGAGCGUGUGCAUGUGUACCCUGAAUGUGUGAAUGCGUGCCCCCUUGGAUCUUACAGUGACAUGGCGACGGACCUACAGGAGAGAAGGACUGUCCCCUGCCAACAACACAAUGAAACCUCAUUCUGCCAACAUUCGGGCUGCCUAGGCUCCCCUGCUGCGAUUCACACUGCCAACAUCCUGCCAACAGUUUCCCUGCCAAACCCACAUUACCAACCAACUGCCAACAAUACGGUUAUCGAUUAUUUCCCUGACACCAGUCAUGCUGCCAACCAACUGUCAACCACUUCCCUGCGUCCUGGACAACCCAAGCAAAUGCACUUUAGCGACAUACCAGCAUUAGCACACUUCUCCUGUCUUCAAGAAAAGAAGAUGCAUCCGUCCGCAUUCGCCUUCGUGUUGGUAACCUUGCUGUCGGUUUCCCUGGGUUCUGCCCAAGAAUCCGAACACACCAAGAAGUUGCUGGAAGCGCGCAAGACCCUCGAGGAGUUCACCGUGCCCGCGUUGAAGGAGAACUUGCAAAGCCGCUCCAAUGUUGAGUUCUACGUCAAGUGCGUGGUUGGCACAGGCCCAUGCAACAAAGUUGGCAUCGCUCUCAGUAACCUCCUCGCCCCCGGGCCCCAGGGAGCCACGUUCUGCGGCGGCUGCACUGACACCGAGAAGGUGCGAGUGAAGGUCGUGCUCGACGCUCUGGAGGCCGACUACAAGGACCUGGCGUGCGAGCUUCACAACUUCAGCAAGAUUCCGCUGUUCUCUAAGAAUCCCUGCGCUUGAAGCACGAGAUCGCAAGGCAUCAUCACACGAAGGCAAGAGUGACCACGAGUUAAUUACGAUUCAAUUCGAGGAUGACGACGUGGCUUCGUGUGCUUGUACAGCUUAUGUAUUAAAUUAUUAUCUCGAACGGGA
Molecule: messenger RNA, 972 nt
Organism: Penaeus indicus
Lineage: Eukaryota; Metazoa; Arthropoda; Malacostraca; Decapoda; Penaeidae
Exons: 8
Coding region: 1-840 (279 amino acids)
Source: RefSeq, a predicted model, not a curated record